Molecule: messenger RNA, 1357 nt
Organism: Vanessa atalanta (red admiral)
Lineage: Eukaryota; Metazoa; Arthropoda; Insecta; Lepidoptera; Nymphalidae
Exons: 2
Coding region: 429-1289 (286 amino acids)
Source: RefSeq, a predicted model, not a curated record
AAUUCAAAACGCAAAAAAUCAAUACUGAACUUUCAUUACUUUCAUCUAAAUAAUAUGACUGAAAAAAUGAUACGUUAUAAAUUAUUAUAUAAAGUGGAACAAGUACAAACGAACAAAUAAGUGUAUGAACUCCCUUAACUAGCAUAAUUAUGAUGAGCUGUUCAAAACGACCUCUACGCUUGUUUAUAACAAUUUUCUCAACACAUCCGCAAUGACAAAUACCAAAUGAGUAAUUGUGAAAAAUUCCAAAAUUAUACUUGUGUCUUAUCUGUAUAGACAUACGUAUCAUAGUUGAAUGCAGCUAACUCGUCUGAACGCAAACAUUUAAUCUGUUUUAACCUCAAUGAGAUAAAAGAUUAAAACAUUUACCAUUGAAGUCAGUUUUAGACGUAAAGUGACUUUACGUGCACGUUUUGAAAUCAGAAACAAUGCUAUCGAUCAUAGGUAUCAUAAUUUCAGUGAUAACAGUUUGUGUCAAUGCUAAGAUAAAUAUUUACGUCACAGACACACCAAUAAAGAGGAUCGGUACUAGAUUAUAUAAACAAGAACUGCUUACAAAUCAAUUCAAAGACGUAAAAGAGUUAGCAUAUGAUUCAGCGAGUAGAAAUCUAUACUUUAUGUUCAUGGAUGACUCUAUACAGAACUCGGGACGUGCUUUCAUUAAUAUAAUAACAAAAAGGGCAGUGAAAAUCAAUGGUAUUGAAAGAAAUAAAGCGACGGCCGUUGAUCCAGAUACCGGAGAAGUAUAUUUCGGUUCAGACGAUGGUCUGUACAAGUACGAUCCCAUAGCAGAAGAAGCUACAAACAUCGGCUUAUACAAUAUGAAUAUAUUCAAAAUAGUUAUAAGAAAUAAUGAAAUGUAUCUAAUAGAUGCAAAUAAUCACAUGAUAUAUAAAAUAUUUGACCAAGGUUUAAAAGCAGUGUUAGUUGGAAACAUGAAAACAGUUAUAGAAUUCGAUGUCGACUACAAGAAGAACAUACAUUUUGUGACUAUGUGUGGUGUUUACUGUGCAAUCGAUGGCGUUGAAGUUGUUAAGAAUAAAGAUUUAAACGUAGUUUAUCAUUUUAUAUCUGAUGAAUACAAGACAUUCGGUGUUACUGAAAGUGGAUUGUACGAAAUCGAUUGUAAGAAUGGAACAGCGAAGCACGUGGCUUUCUUAGAUUUCUUCCCGCGUAGUAUUAUUUUUGGCGACUACGGCGAUAUAUUUUAUGCUGUAGACGAUAAUAUAUACAGGUUGAAACCAAUUAACUCGUAUACAAUUUACAAAAUACAUAGACAUAAGUCUUGAAUCUUUAUACUUUUUAACAACAACCAAUUAUGUACAUAAUUAAAUAAUUAAAAUUAGCUUUUAAAUUU